Nicotiana tabacum (common tobacco) is the source of this 2750-nucleotide messenger RNA. The record is from RefSeq and is a predicted model, not a curated record. NCBI's taxonomy places the organism in Eukaryota, Viridiplantae, Streptophyta, Magnoliopsida, Solanales, Solanaceae.
AUGGCAAGAAUUAGCAAUGCUAUUGACGGACAGAAUUUCACUGGAGGGGAUCCUUUCCCUGUACAUUCUGCAAAGAAAACCCUAGUUGUAACAAAAAAAAAAACAAAGAAGUCCUUAAAGGGAAGAGAGAGAGAGAGAGAGAGAGUAAGGGACGGCGACGUCGAAAGCAAAUCGUAUUCUGUUGAAAUGGAGUUACCUGAAGCCGUUGUAAUGGAGGUUCUGUUGCGGCUGCCAUUGAAGUGUCUCUGCAGAUGCAAGUGUGUCUCAAAGACCUGGUGCUCAAUCAUCUCUGAAAUAAAAAAACUGCAUUGCGUUCGCAACUUAGGCAUCGUCAUCUCCAAUUUCGGUUGUUCAACUUCGAGCUCCUUCUUCCAAUCGAGGAUCGGUCUUAAUAUCCCUCCUCCUCAUUUUAUCAGGCAGCAGUUGGGUGGUGGUGAGUAUGAAUCUGCAGAAAUUGGAUUCACAGAAGUAAUCAAUGGCCUCUUUUGUUUCUACACUCCAGCCCCAGCUGGUGAUCUUACUCUCUGCAAUUACUACACUUUUGAAACAAGGAAGCUCCCGCUCCCAAAGUUUUACCGCUGGACACAUAAAAGUCAAUUCUAUUUAGGAUUUGAUCCGUUGAGUGGCUCCUACAAGCUGCUUAGCCUUGGUUGCCUUCGCGAUCAUGAUGUUGUUAUUUACCGAGAGAUUCUUACCCUAGGAGGAGUGAACGACGACGAGGACAUCACUAUCGGUUCUUGGAUAAAGAUGUGCCCUGUUGAUUUUCUACCAGUGAUAGAUGUGUUGUUCACACCAAGUGUUUGCAUUAACCAGUUUCUGUAUUGGUUGGUUAAAUCCAAGGACAAUACCCGGAAAAUACUGGCAUUUAACCUUACAGUACAUCAUUUCUAUGAUAUCUCCCUCCCUAAACAUCUUACAGAUUUAUUGACAGCCAGGAUAGUGAACUUCAGGGGAAGUUUGGCGGUGGGAUGCCUGGGGAAUGUCACGGCGGAUGCAGUUACCCAUUCAAGGAAGCUAAGGAAAUUGAAUCUCUGGGAAUUGAAUGGCUCGCGUUGCUGGCUCAAACAUUCCAUCACCUUACCUGGAGAAAUGGUAAGGUGUAAUAGAGAGAGCUGGUGCACUGUUGGUAACCUUCCAACAGAUGCAGGUGUGUCUCAAAGACCUGGUGCUCAAUCAUCUCAGAAAUCAUAAUCUGCAUCACAUUCGCAACUUAGGCAUCGCCAUCUCCAAUUUCGGUUGUUCAAUGUCAAACUGCUUGUUACAAGCAAGGCUCAUCUCGGAAACAAUAAUAUCCUUCCUUCUAUCAAACAGUUUCAUGGUGAAUAUGAAUCUGCAGAAAUUGGAUUCAAAGAAGUUGUCAAUGGCCUCCUUUGUUUCUAUAUCGAGCUCUUGACCUUACUCUCUGCAACUCCUGCACUUUUCAAACAAUGACACUCCCACUCCCCCUCAUUUCACUGCCAUAAUAAUUAUUACCUCAAUUCUAUUUCGGAUUUGAUCCUUUUGUUUUUUUGAGAACAACAGCAAAAAAUCUAGUGGAGUCCAUCUCUAAAUCUUUCAAUAGGAGAGCAAUUCUCGGGAUUACCCAGUCAAAACAAUCUCUUCUAAAUGAAAUGGACUAAGAGUUACCACUCCAGCACUGAGAGACAAGAUUAUCAGCUGUAUCAGUGAGGUUAUAGAGAUCAUGUAUUUAGUCAUAAGUGGAGUAUACCAACCCAAGCGUCCUGCCAGAAACGAGUUUCCAUACCAUUUCCAAGCUGGAUCUUUGUAUUAGCUUUAAAAGUGGACCAGGAGCAACUGAUGUGUUUCCAGAGGAUUACCUCAUGAGAGGAUAGGACAGGGCCUGUGUGCCAAGGGCCAUAUUUGCUAGAAAUUACCCUUCUCCAAGAGCAUCUUGUUUAUUUUCCAUAUCUCCACAGCCACUUCAAAAGCAAACUAUCAUUGUGUGAUUUAAAGUUCCUAAUGCCGCGUACUAUUCUCCAGCAAAACCUUGUCCCACUUCACCAAAUGAAACGACCUCCUAUCCUUGUUAUCCUCCCAUAAAAAGUCCCUUCUAAUCCUGUCUAGUUUCUUUUUUACACUCAUAGGCAUCGGAAAUAAAGACAUAAGAUAAGUGGGGAGAGAGUCAAGAACACUAUUAAUGAGAAUAACCCCACCUCCCAAUGAAAGAUACUGACUUUUCUACAUGGCUAAUCUCAUUUCGCACCUAUCAAUUUUUUGCCAUAUCUGUUCUGAUUUGUAUCUCGCACCUAAAGGCAUACCCAGAUAAUCAGUAGGAAGCUCACCAAUUUGACAAACCAAGACUUCUCCUAGCCUCUCGAUAUCCUGGACAUCAUUGAUAGCAUACAUGGAGCUCUUUCCCAAAUUUAUCUUUAGACCCGAAACUGCUUCAAAAAGUACUAAGAUAGCCCUCGGGUAUCUUAAUUGUGAUUCUUCUGCACUACAUAAAAGAGUAUCAUCUGCAUAGAGAAGGUGAGAGACUUCUACUUCAAUGUUCUCCAAUGUACCUGGUCUGAAGCCUUUGAUCCACUGUAGAGACAUAGCUUUGCGUAGCAUUGAGCUUAAACCCUCCAUAGAUAAAUAAGAAAGGGAUAAUGGAUCCUUUCAGUGGUUCCUACAAACUGCUCAGCCUUGGUUGCAUCUUAGAUCUAGUUAUUAUCCUAGAUAUUUUCACCCGUGGACGAGGAGCAGUAGACAUGACUAUUGGUUCUUGGAUGAAGUUUUUUCGCAUCUUCAAGGAGAAGUAGAUGGGA